Messenger RNA from Apis florea (little honeybee), 2388 nucleotides. Its product is annotated as inward rectifier potassium channel irk-1. Gene Ontology annotation, cellular component: plasma membrane. Gene Ontology annotation, biological process: regulation of monoatomic ion transmembrane transport; potassium ion import across plasma membrane. The record is from RefSeq and is a predicted model, not a curated record. Gene Ontology annotation, molecular function: inward rectifier potassium channel activity. Lineage: Eukaryota; Metazoa; Arthropoda; Insecta; Hymenoptera; Apidae.
CGUAACGCGAAGUGAAAUAUAUAAAUAUACGGGGGGAGGGAGAGGAAAAGAGACACAGAAGAUCGAGAUCGUUCAACGAAAUGCUAAUGAGCGAAAAGAAUUGUGCGAGGAAAGAAGGAACAAACGAGGAAUUGGGCGAGCAUACGAUCAGAGACAGUGACAGAGCACCGUUGGACGAGCUGCUGGUGAACUCGACGGUCCCCUCGACGACCACUGUUCCCGUAAAAGUGUGCGAUGACUCCGCGGACGAGGGCGGAAGGGACAACAACGAAGGCCAGAAACGAGGAAUCCUGACCAACUUUCAGAGAAGGACAUUUAGCAGGAUCAGUUUCAAAGGAGAAUCCGGUCCUCUGCUGAGCAGAUACCGGCAGACCAGAUUCAGCUCCCGAAGAAUACGGAAAAGGGUGGUUUUCAAGCACGGUGAUUGCAACGUCGUACAAGGAAAUGUGGCCAAGCGACGACGACGUUACCUUCAGGAUAUUUUCACGACGCUGGUCGACGCGCAAUGGAGAUGGACUCUUCUGGUGUUCUCGAUGAACUUCUUGCUCUCGUGGCUAGGUUUCGCCCUGAUCUGGUGGCUGAUCGCGUACAGCCACGGCGACCUCGACCCGGAGAAUCACGCCAACUCCAACUCGACCUUCGUCCCGUGCAUCGAGAACAUUCGUGGGUUCACCAGCUCGUUCCUCUUCUCGAUCGAGACCCAGCACACGAUCGGGUACGGAUCGAAACACCCGACGGACGAAUGUCCGGAGGCGGUGUUCGUCAUAUGUAUCCAGUCGAUGACAGGUGUGAUACUGCAAGCUUUCAUGGUGGGGAUAGUUUUCGCCAAGCUCUCCCGCCCCAAGAAGAGGACGCAGACGUUGCUGUUCUCGAGGAACGCGGUCAUCUGUCAGAGGGACGGCCAACCCUGUCUCAUGUUCCGCGUCGGCGACAUGAGGAAGAGCCACAUCAUCGAGGCUCACGUGAGAGCGCAGAUGAUCAAACGAAAGGUGACCAGGGAGGGGGAGUUGUUGCCUUUCUUCCAAACGGAGCUGAAGGUGGGCAGCGACGGGGAGGAGGACAAGAUCUUGUUCAUUUGGCCGACGACCAUCGUGCACAAGAUCGACGAACAAUCUCCCCUUUAUCACAUAUCGGCCAGCGAUAUGCUGCGCGAACGUUUCGAGAUCGUGGUUAUAUUGGAAGGCGUGAUCGAAUCGACCGGCAUGACGACCCAAGCUAGAAGCUCCUAUCUACCCUCUGAGAUUUUAUGGGGGCACAGGUUCGAACAUAUAAUCACGUUCAAAAAGGAGACGGGGGAAUACGAAGUGAACUACACCCUUUUCAACAAUACGUACGAGGUCGAUACGCCAUUGUGCUCGGCGGCCGAUCUGGACAAAAUUAAGGCGAUGCAGAGAGCGAAAGGAGAGCGUAUGAGCAGCACAGGAUUCGCUCAUUACCGGGAUGCAUCGAGCAGCUCUCUGACCACCGGAUCCGGUUCCAGCCUGGCGUCGUCCACCGGUGGAUUGCACAUGAACGUGCCAAUGGCAUCGUUGACUCCGAUUCCGGUUAUGAUCACAAGCCCGGACGGCUCUCUCAGACGCGAGAGCGUGCAAAGCGGGCAAACCGAGAUGAAACAGCCGAUAUUUUACACGCAUAACGAGUUUUUGGACAACGAGCACUCUUCGAAUUAUCCGCAAGACGAUUCCGGACAUCAAGAGGAGGACUACGAUCGCGUGCUGGAGGAUAUAAACGCGACGUUGAGGAAAAGUCGGGCGCCGAGCCAGGAGGCGAGGAGGAUGCACAAGGAGGCGUCCAAAACCACCUUGGAUUCGAGAAAAAGCGAGUGCGCGAUAAGAAGAUCCAACUCGAGGUUAACCAUGGAUCAAAUCAACACUCCUCCGAGAUCACCCUCGAGGCAGCAUUUAGAGCCCAGAAACGAUCCGACGAGGCACGCGAAAUUCGUCGAAUCGACGGAACCUCAUCGCGAGCCUUCGCCCCAUCCUCACCUUUCCCCGAGAAGGUACAGUCUGGGCGAGAAUCACGAGAGGGCCAAGGACGGGCAACACCAGUCGCCGAAAAAGACAAGCUUCAUCCUUGGGGACGACGAUCACCGCGUGAUCGACAUCGAGUCGGGGCAGACAUUGGACGCGUCCAAGACGAACAAUCAUCAUCAUCAUCAUCAUCAUCAUCACAGUCAUCAUCAUCCUCGAGACAACACCUCAGGUCCUCAGGAGCAAGUGUAGUAGGGACGAGGAAUGGUGGGAUUCCGCGAACGGAAGGGCGGUGUGGAUGCCGGAGGAAAGUGAGAGGAAACGAAGAAACGAUGGCAGAAAACAGAACUUUGCUCCUCAACGGCCGUGAGUCAUCGUCGCGUGGCCACUUCCACCGACUUCAUUCAUCCUGGACGAA